Molecule: messenger RNA, 3808 nt
Organism: Xiphias gladius (swordfish)
Lineage: Eukaryota; Metazoa; Chordata; Actinopteri; Istiophoriformes; Xiphiidae
Gene: rflna
Product: refilin A
Exons: 4
Coding region: 385-1047 (220 amino acids)
Biological process (GO): negative regulation of bone mineralization involved in bone maturation; actin filament bundle organization; skeletal system morphogenesis
Cellular component (GO): actin filament bundle
Molecular function (GO): filamin binding
Source: RefSeq, a predicted model, not a curated record
ACGCAGUCACACACAGUCAGAGCAGAGAGCAGAGCAGUGCAGAGGAGCUCUCAUCCAGAUCGGUGCCAGACGCACGGUCGACUUUUUGUGUUUGCGCGAGUUUUACUACGUUUUUUGUUGAAUUUUCAUGAAUUAAGAAUAGUUAAUACUUCAGUUUUGUGUCAAGUUUGAAGUUUUUUUAAGUUUCUUUGUGACCUUUCACGCCCCUGUGGAAUAUCUUUCGGGAUUAAAGGUGGAUACAUCACGACGCGCAGAAGUCAUCUUAAAAAAGUUCGACCAGGAUUGUUACUUUCCAAAGCAGGAGCGCUCAGCACUUCAAGAAGAAAAAAAAACUUGUCAGCGCGACUUCGUCUGGGGUGUUUUUUGAAUUGAGCCGUCCCAGAGAUGGUGGGGCACCUACACUUACAAGCGAUGGAUGAUAGCCUGAAAGGAAAGAACCGGGAAGGGCUGCUCGACAGUCCGGAUUCGGGAUUACCUCCCAGCCCCAGUCCGCCCUUCUGCUCACUUUCUCCGGGUCUGAUCGAGUCGCGCUCCAGCAGCUGCACGACACCCGUCGAGAGCCAUCAUGGAUAUUAUAAAAAGGAAAGCAGAGAAGGCAAACUGCUGCCCUACCUGCUGCUGAACUCCACAGGAACAGACCCAAAGACUCGCAUGUACCCCGUGUUCUUCGGAGAAAGCAUUGAGGUCAACCCCAAACCCGAGCAGGAAAUCAAGUGCAACUCCGAGGUCAAGUAUGACUCUGACAAGCAUUACCAGGACCGGGUUUACUGCGCCCCCAUUCCCACGGCCACCUCCUUCAGCGAGACAGUGGUGGCAGUGCGGAACUGCACUUGGAGGAGCUACAAGUCCCAGGUUUACCUGGAGCCACGGCAGAGGCCCGUCAGCUACCAGAGUACCACCAUCAUCUACCCAAAACACGCCAAGAACACUUACCGCACCACACUCAACUACAAUGCCACAGGCUCCCGCCGUUGGUUUGUCUCCACAGUGCAGUUGGAGUCAAGUGAAGAUACUAGUCCCUGUAUCAUCUACACAGAGGACCUGUAGAGCCCAGACCGGGCGAUAAUCUUGUUUUUUUUUUUUUGGAGGACGAGGAACUAAGGAUGGCCCAUAUUGAAAGGGAAAUACUUCAACUAAUACCUGGAGCCCCUAAAAAACCCUGCUCUGUUCAUCUUCACUCGUCAUGGAGGAAACCCUUGGAAUCCUUUAGUGACAUUUCACCUGAGUGUAUUUAGACCUUCUACUGAUGCAGUCUUUAAAAAGGGAGUUGGUCCUCUGCACUUCAAUGGUUUAUGUCUUAUUUAAUACAAGAGCUGACAAAUUGGUGGAAUUUGCUGUCCUUAAGGUUGGAUUGCAACCUCAGUGAAGGUUAUGAUCAGAUUGUAGAUGUCUGUGCAUAUAGAGAAAAGUCAAGAUGACACUCGUCGUGGGAGCUUGCGCAAACCCAGUCACACCAAUGCAAAGCUUUCUAAUAUGGCUUUAUUGCACUUGUAUUCUAUAUAUCGCAGUCCUCUCAGUGGACUUGGCAUUGCAGGGGGAGAAUUUCAGUACUGCAUUUGAAAAAUUGGACCAAAGACAGUUUAACUCUUUGUAUUAACUCCACACAAUGAGACAGAAUACUUGCUUUUGUUUCACAGUUUUAAUUAGCACACAUUCAAACAACAGUUUGUCUAUUUUGGUCAGCUGAACUAAACUGCACAUUACAAGGUAUUCUGUUUAUUCAUCAGAACCAGAGUGGUCUCUAGAGAUAAGACUCAAGUCUAAUCAAAAGAAGGAUCACAGCAUUAUAACAAAGGAUUGCCUGGAGAAUAUUUAAAAAAAGGGAGAUAUUUAAAGCCUCUGAAAACUUGGUUUCAAAUAUCAAAAAAGUAUUUCUAUAUAACAUUCAAUAUUCAACCAUGUUUUAUCACUGCAGUUUGUUUUUAAUGCCUGUUAAAUAAACUUAACUCAAUUUGAAUACUUUGGUUAAGAUAAUGUCGGAGUUUAGGGUGUUUUGGUAAACAGGUUCUUGUUUGGUGUCUAAGAGGUGCUGGAGGGCUGCAGAGCAACAAUCAAUGUUAAAGUGUGGGGGGGAAAACAUCCAUAUGCUAGCAGUUUUAUUUAUUAAGAGUUUAACGCGUAAAAACUCAGUCAAUCUGCUUCAUCAAGAUUUCGUGGUUGUAGGACCACAUCAUCCAUAGUAGAAGAUUGAUAUCAUACAUGGCUUUUGAGAAUGGUGGCAAUCAUUCUAUGGUUUACCUUUUUUUCAAUCGGUUUAACAGUUUAUUUUUAACCUGCUUUGGUGCCAGAUGGUGGAAUAACACUGCCAAAAUAUGAGACAGUCAGAGGGAAGUGACACUUUCACAACUCAUGGUAAGGAACUAACUGUACCUACGCAAGAGUCAAACACAAAAAUAAGAACUAUAAGAACUAUAAACUGGAUGGUUUAGUGCUACAAGCAAUCAACGUAUCACUGUUUCAGCUGCCUCUCAAAAUAAGGCUAACACUGUCCUGGAUUGCACCAGCUAUUCAUAAAUGCAUCAUUUAGUCUGUGGAUAAAGUAACUAGUCAUUAUCUUCAUUAAAACUAGUGAUUUACUAAAUCAUAUUGCACCAUUGAAACUUAAGGAAUGGCUUAGCUAGAAGCAUCACAACUUGUAACAUAACUUCCAAAAAAUUACAGCUUAAGGGAGCAAACAAUAUAUUAAACUUAACUGCUAAUCUUUUGUGAAUGUAGGUAAUACUUUUGUUUUUCUUUAUAAGUGCAUACAUGGACAAAUAUGUGAUUGUCAGUGUUAGUAUUCAUUAAGUAGCUGAUUAUGCUAACCUAGCUGACGUUAUUUAUCCUGACAUUUUAAGCGUGACGUUUAGCCAUUUGAAGCAUGUCGUUACCACAGUGAAAAUCAAUUUAAAAUCUUCCCAAGUGUCAGUUAGAUGUUGCAACCAUUACCUAUUUUACUCUUCAAUAUAAACGGGCCAAAUAUUGACAAGCAAACGUUAGCUUUGUCAGUUGGUUCAGUUGGCUAUGUAACAGUUAGACCUGCCUGUUACCGGGCAUACGUAUUUAAUAACAGCCAGUCUCUACAUAAGAACUGGUCUGUUUGAUUCAAUCCCUUUUUAAUAUAGAGAUGUAAAAAUCUCCACUAAGUCAACACUUGUGUAACAACUAGGCUUGAAUUUACGAAUAGCUGGUGCAGCCAAGUUUUUCAAGUUUUUUUAAUAUAUCAACAAAUUGUCAUAUUGGACAGUUUCUGAUCCAAGGUAGUUCAAAAGCAUGAAACUCUCUGUUAUUAUCAACAUGUAAAAAGUCGGGCAGUGAAACCACAUUAUUCCCUGUUGAAGAUGUAAGAUAGAUCUUUAUUGAGCGUUUUCAUGACUUCUUUAUGUGUCUGUUUUAUAUAUAUAUUUAGAUUACUGAACAUGGCAAUAACUUCAGACUUUACCUCAAAUUUUCUUAGGUAUCCAUUUUAUUUCAUUUCAAGUGUGUAUUCCCGAUUUUCAGUUGCAGUCUUGAGCUUGUGAUCUUGUUUUAUUCUGUAGUUUGAAAUACCCUCCGGGUUUGUAUAGAGCAGAAAGGACAUGGGGGGCAUGAAGCUGAGGUGGUGCAUCAGUACUGUAAGAUAGGUACUGGGUUUUAAUGAGGGAACUGUAAGUAGCAAAUACAAAGAGCAAGACAACAGGAGAAAAGUCAGAUCUGCUCUUUCAAAAGAAAAAAUAUAAAUUAGAUGUGGAAAUUGUUCUGGAGAUGACUUUUUAUACAGAACAGUUAAGUUCCUGGUAAAAUGGUGAGAGUUUUGCUAUGUGUUGAUGGUCUGUGAAAUGAUGAGAGA